AGAGAGAGAGAGAGAGAGAGAGAGAGAGAGAGAGAGAGAGAGAGAGAGAGAGAGAUCCUCGAUCGGCGACAAUGGGUAUCUCGCGUGACUCCAUGCACAAGCGCCGCGCCACGGGAGGGAAGAAGAAGGCGUGGAGGAAGAAGAGAAAGUAUGAGUUGGGUCGCCAGCCUGCAAACACCAAGCUCUCGAGCAACAAGACCGUUAGGAGGGUUCGUGUUAGAGGAGGCAACGUGAAGUGGCGCGCUCUCCGUCUGGAUACUGGUAACUACUCGUGGGGGAGCGAGGCGGUGACCCGCAAGACCCGUAUCCUCGAUGUGGUCUACAAUGCCUCGAACAAUGAGCUUGUGAGGACGCAAACUCUGGUCAAGAGCGCUAUUAUUCAGGUUGAUGCUGCACCCUUCAAGCAGUGGUAUCUGCAGCAUUACGGUGUUGAGAUCGGAAGGAAGAAGAAGGCCCCUGCUGGUGCCAAGAAGGAAGGAACAGAGGAGGGCGAAGCUGCUGCAACGGAGGAAACAAAGAAGAGCAACCACGUCCUCCGGAAGCUGGAGAAGCGGCAGCAGGGCCGGACACUCGACCCCCACAUCGAGGAGCAAUUUGGUGGUGGGAGGUUGUUGGCCUGCAUCUCCUCUCGCCCUGGCCAGUGCGGCAGAGCUGAUGGAUAUAUACUCGAAGGAAAAGAGCUCGAAUUCUACAUGAAGAAGAUCCAGAGGAAGAAGGGCAAGGGUGCCGCAGCCUAAGCAUCGCCUAUCUCUCUCUCUCUUUCUCUCUUUUACAGUCGUUUGAUUCCGUUGAACCUACCCUUUCUUUUCCUGCCAUUUUAUUUCGGAUUUAGUGUUGGAACUUCGAACUCGGGAUGAUAUGAAUGCAGCUUUUAGAAAUUUUGAUAUGCAGUAGUAGCUGUUAGGCAUGAAAACAAUGCCUGUAACUUAAGUCGCCUACAAUCGAAAUCUAUAUUUUCCUGUUGCAUGGUUUUGGAUACUAUCUAUUCCACUUUGAAUGCA
Molecule: messenger RNA, 1001 nt
Organism: Ananas comosus (pineapple)
Lineage: Eukaryota; Viridiplantae; Streptophyta; Magnoliopsida; Poales; Bromeliaceae
Product: 40S ribosomal protein S8
Exons: 6
Coding region: 72-737 (221 amino acids)
Biological process (GO): maturation of SSU-rRNA from tricistronic rRNA transcript (SSU-rRNA, 5.8S rRNA, LSU-rRNA); translation
Cellular component (GO): ribosome; cytosolic small ribosomal subunit
Molecular function (GO): structural constituent of ribosome
Source: RefSeq, a predicted model, not a curated record